Molecule: messenger RNA, 216 nt
Organism: Anoplophora glabripennis (Asian longhorned beetle)
Lineage: Eukaryota; Metazoa; Arthropoda; Insecta; Coleoptera; Cerambycidae
Product: eclosion hormone-like
Exons: 2
Coding region: 1-204 (67 amino acids)
Biological process (GO): neuropeptide signaling pathway; ecdysis, chitin-based cuticle
Molecular function (GO): ecdysis-triggering hormone activity
Source: RefSeq, a predicted model, not a curated record
AUGAUUAUUGUGGCAAUUAAAGAAGAUCUAGCUAAUGCAUCUCUAGCCGUAUGUAUUACAAAUUGCGUGCAGUGCAAACAAAUGUUUGGGCCAUACUUCCAAGGUCGAGCCUGUGGAGAUGCUUGCCUAGCAAGUAACGGAAGGGUGACUCCAGACUGCAACAAUCCAGGGACGCUUGGGAGCUUCCUCAAACGACUUUACUGACAGUCUGACACU